AUGUGUUCUCGUGGAGACAGAGGCUGCCACAACACCGAGAGCUCCUGCCACAGCGGAGGUUCCUCCUGCCACGACAGGGAGAGGUCCUGCCACGGCUCUGAGGAGGUUAUCUGCCAUGAAGUGAGCGCUGUGCAGGACGUGACGCCGGUCGUGGUCCUCCCUCCCCAGGGCCCCGUGGUCACUGUGCCCGGGCAGGUCCCAGUGGCUCCUGCUCCCUGCCUGCAGCAACAACAGAUCAAGCAACCGGUGCAGUGGCCCCCGCAGCAGCAGAAGUGA
This is a messenger RNA of Strigops habroptila (Kakapo), 276 nucleotides long. RefSeq names its product white-opaque regulator 2-like. NCBI's taxonomy places the organism in Eukaryota, Metazoa, Chordata, Aves, Psittaciformes, Psittacidae. The coding region runs from base 1 to 276 and encodes 91 amino acids. The record is from RefSeq and is a predicted model, not a curated record. The transcript has a single exon.